Hyla sarda is the source of this 963-nucleotide messenger RNA. Its product is annotated as olfactory receptor 1019-like. Gene Ontology annotation, cellular component: membrane. Gene Ontology annotation, biological process: G protein-coupled receptor signaling pathway. The record is from RefSeq and is a predicted model, not a curated record. The transcript has 2 exons. Bases 1 to 963 code for a protein of 320 amino acids. Gene Ontology annotation, molecular function: G protein-coupled receptor activity; olfactory receptor activity. Lineage: Eukaryota; Metazoa; Chordata; Amphibia; Anura; Hylidae.
AUGAACAUUGUCAGCAGCAGUGUGUCCAUAGUUCACCAUGAUACAUCCUGUAACCUGACUAUGGUGACCUUCUUCAUCAUUAAGGGCAUUUCCAGUUUCCCACAAUUACAGGUUCUCAUUUUCCUCCUUGUUCUUUUCAUUUACCUCUUCACACUAGGAGGAAACAUGACUCUUCUCCUGCUGGUCUGUCUUGACCGGCACCUACACACUCCCAUGUACUUCUUUUUAGCCAACUUGUCGGUUUUGGACAUCUCCUCCAGCUCCGUCAGUCUACACAAGAUCCUAGUAGCCUUUUUAACAAGAGACAGCAAAGUGUCUUUCCUUUCCUGCAUGAUACAGUUCUACAUAUUUUCUUGCUUGGCAUGCAAUGAACUGCUGAUACUUGCGGUCAUGAGUUACGACCGUUACAUUGCCAUCUGCAAACCUUUACGAUACUCUACUAUCAUGAACUGUAAGGUGUGCGUCCUCUUAGCCAUGGUCUGUUGGGUCUUAUCUUUCAUAGAAGUUAUGCCAUAUGUAGUAUUACUCUCUGAGAUCUCCUGUUAUACUUCCAACAUCAUCAAUCACUUCUUCUGUGACCUUGUGCCUCUGCUCAGUCUCUCGUGCAGUGACACCUCCAUCCUGAAGCUACUCAGCCUUAUUGAAGGAAUGGUACUGCUAAGCCUCACUCCUUUUGUCCUUACCUUCACUCCAUACAUCUUCAUCAUUGCCUCGAUACUGAGAAUCCAGUCUCACACUGGAAGACGUAAAGCCUUCUACACAUGUUCCUCCCAUCUCACAGUCGUCGUCCUUCUCUACGUGACGUUAGUUUAUCAAUACCUGAGACCGACCACAGCGGACUCCUUGGAGGCCAAUAAGUUGUCCUCUCUCUUUAACACAGCUGCAGUUCCCAUGCUCAACCCACUGAUCUACAGCUUAAAAAACAGAGACGUGAAAGCGUCACUAAAAAGAAAACUAGGGUAG